CCAGCGCCCUCGCCGCCCGGGCACCAUGGCAGGGAAGGCGGCCGCCCCCGGCACGGCGGUCCUGCUGAUCACGGCCAACGUGGGCUCCCUCUUCGACGACCCAGAAAACCUGCAGAAGAACUGGCUCCGGGAGUUUUACCAGGUCCUGCACACGCACAAGCCUCACUUUAUGGCUUUGCACUGCCAGGAAUUCGGAGGGAAGAACUAUGAGGCCUCCAUGUCCCAUGUGGACAAGUUCGUCAAGGAACUGCUCUCAAGUGAUGCCAUGAAAGAAUACAACAGGGCUCGUGUCUACCUGGAUGAAAACUACAAGUCACAGGAGCAUUUUACGGCACUGGGAAGCUUUUAUUUUCUUCAUGAAUCCUUAAAAAACAUCUAUCAGUUUGACUUUAAAGCCAAGAAGUAUAAAAAAGUCACUGGCAAGGAGAUCUAUUCAGACACUUUGGAGAGCACACCCAUGCUGGAGAAAGAGAAGUUCCCACAGGACUACUUUCCUGAGUGCAAAUGGUCAAGAAAAGGCUUCAUCCGGACAAGGUGGUGCAUUGCUGACUGUGCCUUCGACUUGGUGAACAUCCAUCUUUUCCAUGAUGCAUCCAACUUAGUGGCUUGGGAGACCAGCCCCUCGGUGUACUCUGGCGUCCGGCACAAGGCCCUGGGCUACGUGCUCGACAGAAUCAUCGAUCAGAGAUUUGAGAAAGUUUCCUACUUUGUGUUUGGUGACUUCAACUUCCGCCUGGAUUCCAAGUCUGUGGUGGAGACACUGUGCACAAAGGCCACAAUGCAGACUGUCCGUGCUGCUGACACCAAUGAAGUUGUGAAGUUGAUAUUUCGGGAGUCAGACAAUGAUAGGAAGGUCGUGCUCCAGCUGGAGAAGAAGCUCUUCGACUACUUUAACCAGGAUGUCUUCCGGGACAACAAUGGCACUGCGCUCUUAGAAUUUGACAAGGAAUUAUCUGUGUUUAAGGACAGAUUGUGUGAACUGGACAUCUCAUUCCCCCCCAGCUACCCAUACAGUGAGGACUCCCGCCAGGGCGAGCAGUACAUGAACACACGGUGUCCUGCAUGGUGUGACCGCAUCCUCAUGUCCCUGUCUGCCAAGGAGCUGGUGCUCAAGUCGGAGAGCGAGGAGAAGGUCGCCACCUAUGACCACAUUGGGCCCAAUGUAUGCAUGGGAGACCACAAGCCUGUGUUCCUGGCCUUUCGAAUCGCGCCUGGGGCAGGUAAACCUCACGCCCAUGUGCACAAGUGUUGUGUCGUGCAGUGACGUGGUGGGAAGAGGUACCAGCGCCAUGAGAGGGUCCUCCAUGAGACCUCCCUGUAGCAGCGUAUGAAGUUGUCCUCCUAACAGCUGCACCAUCGGAACCCGCCCAAGCAUCACCUGCUAGUCGGCCGGCCCCACACUUCGCUUCAGCUUCCGGACCUCCGGAAAGCCUCACAUACCUCACUGUCGUGUCUGUUCAUGUGACAUUAAGUAGACAGAUUGGGUUUUUUAAGUAAGUCACAGUCCUAUUGCCAAAACUCUAGUAGACAGCAGAAAGCCUGUUUAGAUUUCAGUUUUCCAUUUUUAAUGAUUAUCUGUGGAGGAGCUUCUCCAGUCAGAGCCCCUGUGUCCAGCGUUCCUCUCUGCCAGGAGGAGUGUGCAGGCACCAGCCCAGGCAGCAAGCUGCUUUGUGUGUCCAUGCCUGAGGCCCGAGGUCUGACUCUACUGCCAUGUUACAUGGCGUCUGAAUCACACUGCAGCUGCUUUCCAUUUUUAUAUAUAUAAAUACAUAUAAAUAUAUACUUUUUAAAAAUAAUUUAUAAAUCUUACCAAACUUAUGCCGAAUAUACUUUCCUGUAUGAGUGCACGAGUGUCCUACGGCAGGCAGGCAGAACCACAGUCUAGUUGAGUGGCACGUGGGUCAACACGUCCCUAAGUCAGAAGACCGAGCAGUGCCGGAGGGCAGGAGGGCCCUGCGGCAACCCCCUACUAGCAGCUUGUCACUCCUCUGCCUUCUUUUGUGUAAUAUUAAGAACGGAAUGUGAAGUUUAUAGCUAGCCUGGGUGUACCUUUUAAGAAUUUUGUAAAUCGUUGUGUCUCUUUUGUUACCAUUUUAUGGUGCCAAGUAUCCUACAUUAAAACCAUAGUCUCGCGGGAGAUUUAGAAGUAGAGUCGUCCACUUCCCACAGAUCGCUUCUGCCAUUGGCUGUGUGCAGAUGUGGCAGAGAAGCUACAGGGGCAGCGCCUGUACAAAGCCUGUUGCCCUUACUGUGCUCCCAGCACUGAGCACUGCGGAAGGCACUCGCAUUGCCUGCUGAGAGGACAGUGUGUAUCUGUUGAUUUACUUCUGAACACUACAGCUCCUGGACUGGUGGGGCCGAGGCAUGCCUUCUUGUUGAUUUCCCCCAGAAAGCACUGAAGGCCAGCCUACAUCCUUGGCGCUAGUGUCUCUGUGAGUGUCCUGUCCCCAGCGAUUGUCUGUGGGUCUCAGCUGUGGGUCCUACCUGCAAAGGCCUUUGGAAGUGACUGCUCGGUUCCUAAGCAAUAAAAUUGAUCCUGGUGAAACAGUU
This is a messenger RNA of Jaculus jaculus (lesser Egyptian jerboa), 2550 nucleotides long. RefSeq names its product inositol polyphosphate-5-phosphatase A (gene Inpp5a). The record is from RefSeq and is a predicted model, not a curated record. Gene Ontology annotation, molecular function: inositol-polyphosphate 5-phosphatase activity. Gene Ontology annotation, biological process: phosphatidylinositol dephosphorylation. The coding region runs from base 26 to 1264 and encodes 412 amino acids. The transcript is spliced from 16 exons. Lineage: Eukaryota; Metazoa; Chordata; Mammalia; Rodentia; Dipodidae.